UGCUCUAUGCCAGGUACCCAGGCUGGAGGAGUGCAGCAGUUGUCAGCCUUCCUGGGCGGUGCUAUGUGGUGUCCCUGUGUCCCCAGAGAGGGAGGGGCCUCCACCAGGAGCUGAUGGCAGGCCCGGGCCCUGACCCAGGGACCCCUGCUGCCCUUCCCCUCUACACUCCAAGAUCUGACUGCGGGGGAGGGAGGGAGCCCCAGCCAGCCCACCCCAUCCUGAGCACCUCCCCUCCUUCCGCCUAGGGCUUCAGCCUGCCUCGCAGGGUGUCAGAGGGCGAGCUCUGGGCACGUGGGUGCGGUGGGGGGGGCACCUGGGUGGAGACUCGGGGACGCCUCGCAUCCCAGGCUCAGCUUCCCUGUCCUGGGACGGCUCAGACCAAGAAGCUCCUGUCAUAGUCAGGCCCGAGGAGGGUCCUCUGUUGAAGGUGGAGGUUUUCGGCCUGGACUUUGUGAGCCCUUCCCCCCGAGUUCAGGCCACCCCGGAACCCUGAGGAUGCCAGGCAGGCUCACGGAUGGGCACGCUGGCCCGUGGGCCUGGGGGUGGGGCGGGGGCACCACGUGGCCAUUGCAGCCCGUCCAGCAGGUGUGAGGGCUCUUGCUGGCAAGCCACCUGCUUGAGUUUUACCUUCAAAAUGUUCAGUCCCGAUGCCUUAGGUGGCCCUUCUCUCUGAAGCCCCCGCAGGCUCCACUGCUCUGGUCUUCUGCCCGGCUAAGGCUUGGUCCCCUGGCCAGUCCCAGUGGGCACUCAGUCCCUAGGCCCUGCCGAGGUGGUGGCCCAUCCCCAGCCUGGCUCUCAGGCCCUGCUGUCCUGCCCUCCCCGUUACGGCCCCACCACCUCUCACUGCCCGUCCUGCACGUGCUCUGGGCCGGGCGGCCUUGCUGCCUCUCUUGGCCGGUCCUUCUGCAGAGCUCUCCUUCAUCCUACGCUGCACCACCUGGCUGGCGCUGGAGGUUCAUGUCCCUGUCCCCUGAGCCUCAGUCAAACACUGGGCGGAGGCCUGCUGAGGGUGGGUGGCCGGGGACCCCAGCCAGUGCCAGUGGUCGCUUUGUCCAAGGUCAGCGUUGGGGGGUCUCUCAGGAGAGCCAGGAAGCAGCAGGGGCGUUUUCCCAGGACCAUGGGCAGAGGAGGCGUGACGGUGUCCUUCACGGGGAGCCUGGCGGCCACUGCACAACACAAGUCAAACCCAGUCCCGAGCCAGCCUGCCUGGGUUCAGAGCCCAGCUUGGCUCCUUGACCACAGCGUGACCUCACCUUUGUCCCUCAGGCUGUUCAUCUGGAAAAUGGGAAUAACAGCAGUGCCAGCCUCCCUCGCAAGAGUGCCGUGAGGAUCAAAGUAGAAGACACAGACGUACCAGACAUACUGCACUUAGAACAGUGCCCAGUGGCCUUAGCAAGCGUCACAAAGCUGGAAGGCAGAAAAUAAAUGGCUGGCUCAAAGCAGGUCCAAUUUGCGGGAGGGAAAAAGGGAAGAAGGACCAAAGUGUAUUGAAUAGGAAGACUUCAGAGAGGAGCUGAUGCCAGAACAGGGUUUUGAAGAAUGAAUAAGAGUUUGCCAGUAAGUCCGAAGGUGAAGUCUAGGCAACCUGCUGGGAAGGGAGGGGAUUUACUUGAGGUCAGUCCUUCGUUUGUUCACUCCUUUAUUCAGCAAGGCUUCCCCGAGCUGUCUCCUGCGGGGCCGUGGGGCACAGGAGGAGCCGACCCAGCCGAGUGGACCAGGCAGGUCUGGGUGUGGAUGGGGCUGAUUGAUGCAGGGCGAUCAGGACUGCGGUGGGGCUGCCCAUGGUGGGAGGGAUCCGCACCACCCGCUCCCAGCUACUCUCUGGUCUCAAGCACUGUGCCAGCCCCCCAGCCCGUCCCAUGUGUCACCCAGGCCAGCAAGCAUCCCGCCUGCAAGGAGGGGAGCAGGCAGACAGUGGCCGAGCCAGGGGUCUGCUCGGGGCCGGAGCCCUGCCCCCGCCCAGCCUGGUGGUGGUGGCGUUUGUACCGUGACCCCGGCAUGGCAGCGGCCGAGGUGCCCGGCUACCUCGUGUCCUCGCAGACGGAGAAGCACCGGCGGGCCCGCAACUGGACGGACGCGGAGAUGCGCGGCCUCAUGCUCGUCUGGGAGGAGUUCUUCGACGAGCUGAAGCAGACCAAGCGCAACGCCAAGGUCUACGAGAAGAUGGCCAGCAAGCUGCUGGAGAUGACCGGCGAGCGCCGGCUGGGCGAGGAGAUCAAGAUCAAGAUCACCAACAUGACCUUCCAGUACAGGAAAUUAAAAUGCAUGACAGAUAGCGAGUCCGUCCCGCCCGACUGGCCCUAUUACCUAGCCAUUGAUAGGAUUCUGGCCAAGGUCCCCGAGUCCUGUGAUGGCAAACUGCCGGACGGCCAGCAGCCGGGGCCCUCCACGUCCCAGACCGAGGCGUCCCUGUCGCCGUCUGCUAAGUCCACCCCUCUGUACUUACCGUAUAAGCAGUGCUCCUACGAAGGCCGCUUCCAGGACGAUGGCUCCGCCAGCUCCUCCAGCUUACUGUCCCUUAAGUUCAGGUCGGACGAGCGGCCCGUGAAGAAACGCAAGGGACAGGGCGGCCACUUGCAGAGGAAGAAGCUGCGGCUGCUGGAGACGAUGCUGGAGGAGCAGCGCCGGCUCAGCCGCGCCCUGGAGGAGACGUGCCGCGAGGUGCGCCGCGGGCUGGACCAGCACAGCCUCCUGCAGGCGCAGGGCCUGCAGCUGCAGGAGCGCAUGAUGAGCCUGCUCGAGAAGAUCAUCGCCAAGUCCGGGGUCUAGGCCGCCCACCGGCCCCCCGCCGCCGCCGCCUCGGCCUCCAGCGUUAAAGCCCCCCGGGCACGCGGCCGGCCGGGGCCCCGGGCUCACGGCAGGGCAGCUCCCGGGAAGAGCCUCCCGGAAUCUGCUCUCCAGUAUCGUCACUGUCGACGGUACUCGGAACGGCUUUUGAUGUUAAACGUGUCAUUUUCAUCACUGCCUGGCAGCGGAGGUCACAGUGCAGCCCUGGAGGGAGGCGCAGGCGGUCCCUCCCAAGACGAAGCGGGUGGACGCAGCGCGGGGGCAGGUGUGUCCCCCUCCCUGGGUCUGCUGCGUCGGCCCCGAGAGCCUCGAACACCUGGGCCAACCCCAGAGGCCCGCACCGCCUUCAGCGGCCUUUUCAUCUGUCCCCCCGGGACGUCGGGCGUCCCGACAGCGCUAAUAACAGCGGUGACCCUGCCCGCUGGGGACACCCUGUCCCGUUCCACCGUCUCUGCCCAGGGAUGCGGCGGGGAUGAGACGAGGCCGAGCCUCGGGGAACUGACACUCGGGGGGCAGGCAGGCGAGUGAGUGGAGAAGCCAGGUAACAGCAGGUUGUGAAAGUGCUGGCAGGGCAGGGCCGGGCUGGCCGUGGGCGCACGUAGCCGGCAGCCAUCCAGGGGCUGCCUCCCCGGGAGGGAGAGGGGCUGGGGGUGGGAGCCUCAGCGCUGCGAGAUCUGCCAGCAGGAAAGCCCUUCCAGAGCCCCCCCGCCCCCCAGUUCCUCCUGAGUCUCAUCUGGGCCCAGGUGGCUGAAAGAAGGCACCACAGGAGAGCCGGGGGUUACGUCUUGUUCAGGGCCUCCCUGGGGACGUAGCCUGGGACGCUGCCACUCCGUAGCUCUGGGGACGCUCUUCCAAAAAAGUGGGGAGAAAGAAGCCUCUUGAUAUGUGACUUUUGGUAGGAGAUAUGGCAGUCAGGUCCCAGUGAAAGGUCACAGCUAGUCACAAAGAACAGACGUCUCAGUUAAUGGCUGUAGCGCUUUUCUCUGUAUGGGAAGAACCGGAUUCAUUAAAACUUGCUGAGAUACACGUC
Messenger RNA from Lagenorhynchus albirostris (white-beaked dolphin), 3817 nucleotides. RefSeq names its product Myb/SANT DNA binding domain containing 1 (gene MSANTD1). The coding region runs from base 1540 to 2769 and encodes 409 amino acids. Gene Ontology annotation, biological process: positive regulation of DNA-templated transcription. The transcript is spliced from 4 exons. The record is from RefSeq and is a predicted model, not a curated record. NCBI's taxonomy places the organism in Eukaryota, Metazoa, Chordata, Mammalia, Artiodactyla, Delphinidae. Gene Ontology annotation, cellular component: nuclear body.